Molecule: messenger RNA, 1779 nt
Organism: Rotaria sp. Silwood1
Lineage: Eukaryota; Metazoa; Rotifera; Eurotatoria; Philodinida; Philodinidae
Source: the annotation of a GenBank genome assembly
AUGGAUAAUACAAAAUCAAAUGAAUAUAAUGAAAUGACAAGUGAAGAAAAAGACAACUUAUGUGAUAACAAUAAUAUUAUAAUACAAGAUUUAAUUUCAAAACAUAAUAGACAAAAACAAAACAAAACAGAAAUUUUGAAUCUAAACGAAAAUGAAAAAGAUAAUUCAAAACAACAAUUCAAAAGGCAACUCACUUCUACAAGUCAAUAUGGAGAUGAUUUAAAUGUUGAUCAAGAUAGUAAUUUUCAAGUGAUUACAAAUCCCAAUAAAAGAAAACAACAAAAAUUACAUAAUAGAAAUUUACAUAAAGGUAUUAAUAAUAACAAUAUAUACUUUAACGACCACAAUAGUCCGCAAACACCAUCAAAUAAUAACGGACGUUUAUUCUUUAACAGAAACAGAAAAACAAACAAUUAUACAUUAGGUUAUUCAUAUGAACAGCAAACUGAAAUGAAUCAUCGUGACACGAGAAAGGAAAGAAAAAAUAUAUGUCAAACUUUAUCAGCUAAUGAUGAAUCAGAACGAAAUAAUAUUAAUCAAAUGAAAAAUGAUAAAUAUCAUAACACAAACAACACAAACAUUAAUAUAUCCCAACAUGCAUUAAAUUAUGCAAUUGAACAACACCUUCCACUAAUCUACAUUAAAUGUAACCCAAAAGUAUCAGAUAAUACAAAAGCAAAAGGAAUAAUAAAUGCACUAAUUACACACAUAAAAGAUGAUUUUUAUAAAUUAAAUAAAUACUAUAAUCAACCUUUGGGUUUUGAAUAUUGGUAUAUUAACAACAAGGGUGAUUUGAUAUGUCACACUAGACAAAUUGAACUCUAUGUAUAUUUAAGUGAUACACAUAAUUAUCCAACAUCAGUUGAGUCUAUUAUUUUAGAACCUCAGAAACCAAAACAUCUUCCUGGACAACAUUCUCUAGUACUAAAAUAUGUACCAAAUUAUAUUACAAUUGAUGUUAUUCAAAAUGAAAUUGGUAUUGACAAAGAUCUAAUUUUUAACUUAGAAGAAAUGAAUGGGUCAAGAACAGAUAAAUAUAGACAUAUACGUCUAGAAAUCAAAACUACGAGUGAAUAUAAUAGUUUACUAAAGAAAGGUGGAAUUACGAUUGAUGGAUUAUUGAUUGAAAUUAAAGAAUUUCUCUCUCCUCCACGUAUACUAAUAUGCACCAAAUGCAAUGAUCCAGAUCACGUUCGGAAAAAUUGUAAACUAGGAUAUGAAGCAUGUCGUCGAUGUGGUGAAGACCGAUCAGUGGGGAAUCACAAGGAAUGCAAAUUAUGUUGUCAUAGAUGUAAACAGGAACACAUGGCUACAGACUAUCAAUGUCAUUACAUAAUCGAUUAUCGUCGUUGUCUUCUACAACAACUAAAACAAAAACCUUACUUACUACCUCCAAAUGUUCAAAUUUUUAUACCAACAGAAUAUAGAGAAAAUGGAAACAGAAACAACAAAAUUAUUAAUAAUACCACAAUGAACAACCAAAACAAGUCAAUCGCAAGAACAAGUGAUAAUAAUCAACAAAUACCAUUUAAUAUUAAAUCAUUCAGUUGGCCUUCACUUUCAAUAAAUCAACAAAAUAAUAAUUCAAAUGUAUCAUCCGAAGAAGCAAUAUGGAGUGAACUAAAAAGAACACAAUCUGAAAUUGAAAAAAUUAAUGUAAAUUUCGAAAAUAAAGUAAAAAACUUACAAACAAAAUAUAACGACAAUAUAAUUAAAUUGAAAACAUCAAUACAAGUUUUAACCGCCCAAACAAAAUAUCACAAUGAGAAUACUCUCUAA